GUCUGCUGUCGUUGACUUCGUGGGAAUGUGGUUGAAAAAAGUGCACGAAAAUAUCAACAUGUUCAAUUGAUGAUUCUUUGUAUCAGAGAGCGCCAAUGAUUUGAGCAAUCAACCAAGCCUUUUUUUUUUCUUGAUAGACAUUGACAAUGGAUGAUUAUCAAACGUGCCCAAAAUGCAAGACAACCAAAUACCGGAAUCCCGCCAUGGUCCUGAUGGUGAAUGCCUGUGGCCAUGCACUCUGCGAGUCUUGCGUGGAACUUCUCUUCGCCAAAGGCUCUGGAGCUUGCCCGGAAUGCAAGUGUCCACUCAGAAGGAACAAUUUUAGAGUUCAGCUCUUUGAGGAUCCCGCUGUUGAUAAAGAGGUUGAUAUCCGAAAGAGGAUUCUUAAAGAGUUCAACAAACGACAGGAAGAUUUCCCCACAUUACGAGAGUACAAUGAUUAUCUCGAAGAGGUAGAGACAAUCAUCUUCAAUUUGGUUUUUGAUAUAGACCCAACGAAUACCAAUAAGAUGAUUGACAACUACAAGAAAGAAAACAAGGACAUAACUCAAAAGAAUCGAAACAGGCAAAGCCAAGAAGAGAUGGAGUUGGAAGAGCUUUUGGAAGCCGAAAAGGCCCAACAAUCUGAAAAGGCAAAUUUAUACGUCAAUGCCGAACUUGAAGAAAAGAAACAAAAGCACAAGGCUCGAGAAAAACUCAUCGACGAGCUGAUGUUCUCUGAUGCAGAUGCAAAGUCCAUCGUAGCCUCCCACGUUCAAGCUACGGCUGCCUUAGCCAAAGAGCAACCCAAAGCAGCUGCCCAGCCUAGUUCUGGGGUUGUCAAGUCGAGCAAAUUCUCAUCCGGAAUACAGAUUGGCCUUCGUGGGCAACACACGAAUUCGUUCCUUCCCAUUCCUAAACAAGAAGAUUUGCCACUCUAUCGUUACACGGCUCCCGUUUUCGACUACGACGGACCCCCACCUCCGCCUAUCGAGAAGCUUGGCAAAUUGAAUUAUUUCGCCAAUAUCCGAGCUGCCAACAUCGCUGAAAGAGCCGGUGGCUACACAGAAGCAAUGUCUUGCUGUCGGGCCCUGCAAGAGGCAUUGGGGGGAUUGUUUUAUAGCCCGCAAUUGACGCACAAGACAGCCGUACUAGCUACCAAUUCUUCGACUCAAGAUACCGACGACAUGGAGACAACAUAAAGAAGAAGAAUUUGCCCCUUUCACCACUUCCAACAUGUCUCUCGGCCUCCCCUUCAAGGACAUACAUACCCUGUCUUUUUGUAAUUUAUCCAUCAUAGGCCAGAAUUGAAAAUACAACUGAUAUGAAGAGA
Messenger RNA from Daphnia magna, 1312 nucleotides. It is a transcript of the gene Mat1, whose product is annotated as CDK-activating kinase assembly factor MAT1. The coding region runs from base 147 to 1181 and encodes 344 amino acids. Gene Ontology annotation, cellular component: transcription factor TFIIH holo complex. The record is from RefSeq and is a predicted model, not a curated record. Gene Ontology annotation, molecular function: cyclin-dependent protein serine/threonine kinase activator activity. Gene Ontology annotation, biological process: positive regulation of cyclin-dependent protein serine/threonine kinase activity; nucleotide-excision repair; regulation of transcription by RNA polymerase II. Lineage: Eukaryota; Metazoa; Arthropoda; Branchiopoda; Diplostraca; Daphniidae. The transcript is spliced from 2 exons.